This is a messenger RNA of Rhipicephalus sanguineus (brown dog tick), 541 nucleotides long. RefSeq lists its product as uncharacterized. Lineage: Eukaryota; Metazoa; Arthropoda; Arachnida; Ixodida; Ixodidae. The record is from RefSeq and is a predicted model, not a curated record. The coding region runs from base 73 to 438 and encodes 121 amino acids. The transcript has 3 exons.
CGUCACGCAACGCUGGUAGCUGCGGACGUCCGAUACGGCCGAUCGAACGUCAAGCUGGGCCUCUCUUUCGAGAUGGGCACCCUAGUGUACAAAUUCGAGACAAACCAAGAUGAGCCCGAAAAGUCGGUCUACGCCAAGUGUCAGGUCGGUUACGUCACCAACGCCGACGUCGUGGAUUGCAAGACAGAGGGGGUGACGGGUCAAAUACCAGCGGGUGUAUUUAUUGGCGCCCUGGAAAAGGAUCUGACAGUAGUGUUUAUGUGGGAUAACGAAGUCACUUUUUCCAAUAAGUUGAAUGACCUGAGCAGGCUGAGCAACUUGCGACAUGGCAUGUCGUGGCUGCUGCACAACAGCCACCUGGGCGACUUUGGCGGAACCUGCAUGAUGGAUCCCUUCGAGAGGAUACAGUGGAUCAAGACACGCUUCGGGAUACAAUGACAGGGACUCGGCCUGAAUCGGACGGAUGUGGGUGAAAGGCUGCAAUGGGACUGGUUAAAUUCUUAAGACAUUGCUCAUGGCUGUGACUCUGCUGGGAAGGAUU